AUGGUCCGAUUGCUUGGCAUCGACUUCUCUCCACUGAGUGAGCCAUGGGAUAGGAAACUGGAGAGCCUGGGUGUCGCGAUACUGUCUGGGAUGUGCAAGUACAACCAGUGGGUCAUGGACUACUUCCAGUCGGACGUUCAUGUCACCACUUACUUGCCAGCUGAUCGAAAUUAUCUCAUGGCUGCGCACCCUCAUGGCGUAAUUUGUUUCGGACUAUACGCUGCUUUCGUGAGAGAGUUCGAAGGCUGUGAACGUAGAAAUGUAAGUGUAAAAUGUACACAGUAG
This is a messenger RNA of Cooperia oncophora, 285 nucleotides long. The record is from the annotation of a GenBank genome assembly. Lineage: Eukaryota; Metazoa; Nematoda; Chromadorea; Rhabditida; Trichostrongylidae.